Messenger RNA from Leptinotarsa decemlineata (Colorado potato beetle), 1202 nucleotides. Its product is annotated as 15-hydroxyprostaglandin dehydrogenase [NAD(+)]. The record is from RefSeq and is a predicted model, not a curated record. NCBI's taxonomy places the organism in Eukaryota, Metazoa, Arthropoda, Insecta, Coleoptera, Chrysomelidae. Gene Ontology annotation, molecular function: oxidoreductase activity, acting on the CH-OH group of donors, NAD or NADP as acceptor. Gene Ontology annotation, cellular component: cytoplasm.
UUUCUACUGUCAAAUUUCAACCUGUCAGAAAUGAUUAAAAAUUUUCGUGAGAAUGUCUCUAGUUUCAAAUAUCAGACCCACAUCGCGAAUACCCUUGAAGUAUGUGGGUCGCCACUCUCCCCGAGUGAAUACCAUCAACCAUAACACCAAACACCAUCCAGCUCUGUUUUCGAAAACCCCCUAUUCCAAAAAGUCCGUCGUUUGUAAAGUAGCACUCAUCACUGGUGGAGUACGAGGAAUAGGAUAUAACAUUGCCGAAGGACUAUUGGAUGUUGGCACCAAAGCAGUUAUUUUUGGAGAUGCUAAAACUGAAGAUUGCAAAGAAGCCGUGUGUAAACUCAACGAAAAAUACGGAGAACCACGAGCGUUCUUCCAAACAUGCGACAUCAGUAAGAAGUCAGAUCUGGAAAAACUAUUCAAGACCGUUAAAGAAAAAUUCAACAAAAUUGACUUCGUCGUCAACAAUGCUGAUAUAGACGAAGAAUGGGAUAAGACUAUGUAUGUCAACCUCAAUGGUUUAGUAAGAGGUACAUUGUUAGGAUUUAAAUACAUGGGUGCCCAAAGUGGAGGAAAGGGAGGUUACAUCAUCAAUGUUUCUUCCAUAUUGGGUCUGCAGCCUUUCUUUGCCUCUCCUAUUUACUCUGGCACCAAGCAUUUCGGUAUAGGUUUCUCCAGAUCGAUGGGAGAUAAGUAUUUUUACGACAGAUCCAAGGUGAAAGUUAUGACCUUGUGUCCCAGCAUUACAAAUACAACCAAAAAUAGAAAAGAUGGUCUACCAGAAUUUAAAGAUCUCGCUUCAGAUGGAGCUCGUAGUAUUCGCAGAUUAACGUCACAAGACCCUUCGGAGAUCGGCAAAGGAUUACUCACUAUGCUAGAAGAUGCCGAAAAUGGCAGCGUAUGGGUUUCAGAAGGAAAAGAUUUUUAUAAAGCACGGAUUCCAGAUAGAAGAACUUUAAGACUCAGCACCAGACCUGGAGGAACAGCUGGUGACUGUGGCAAAGAGAACCCCUGCAAAGUGAAAGUGCCCAAGAAGAAGAAGGAUAAAUGUGAAAAAGAAGUGAAGAAAGCUCCUUGCGAUAGAGAUAAUCCUUGUAGGAGACAAAAUAAUACUUGCAAGUGAAUCUGCUCGUCUUGUAUCAUUUUGGUAUGAAAUUGUGGUGUGAUUUCUAUUCUGUUAUCAAUAAAUUAUAUUUCCAAUUUGA